This is a messenger RNA of Alexandromys fortis (reed vole), 8259 nucleotides long. It is a transcript of the gene Dgkz, whose product is annotated as diacylglycerol kinase zeta. Gene Ontology annotation, molecular function: protein binding; ATP-dependent diacylglycerol kinase activity. Gene Ontology annotation, cellular component: nucleus. The record is from RefSeq and is a predicted model, not a curated record. NCBI's taxonomy places the organism in Eukaryota, Metazoa, Chordata, Mammalia, Rodentia, Cricetidae. Gene Ontology annotation, biological process: lipid phosphorylation; regulation of synaptic transmission, glutamatergic; diacylglycerol metabolic process. The coding region runs from base 4345 to 7710 and encodes 1121 amino acids. The transcript has 31 exons.
AGAGUCCGGCAGCCAGAGCAAACUGGAGAGAGAGCCCAGGCGCCGGGGACCCCCAGCCCCAACCUGCUUGUCUGCCUCUUGCCUGCCGCCUUGCCUUCCAGAUCAGGUCAAAGGGGACUCCUCUCUCUUACUUACCUCCUGCUCCCUCCUACAACUAUCUGGGUGCAUUUGGGGAGGGUAGAUGAGGGUGGGCCCAGGCGCCACCAUCUCUAGAUGAGGGCCUCCCCUGCCAGCCCUCCCUGCAUCUGAUAGGAAAGGAACAGGGCCUGGAGGGCCCACCAAGCCUGGGCAGAAUCUAAAAUGGCCGAUUGGCUAUCUAGCCACAUUUAUAUCCUCCAGCACUGGCCUACCUGUUCACAUGUGUGUUUUUGUUUUGUUUGGGAAGAAUCUCUUUACUGAGAAGAUGUGGUAAAGUCGGCACCCUGACUAACCAGCCCAGGCGAGCCUAGAUGAAGCAGGCUCCCUUCCCAGCUCUCUCCCCCACCCCAAUUCUGGGACUUCCAGAGUACAGGUGCCCUGCCCCAGGCCCAGCCUUCAUAGACCAGGUCUGUGGGAUCCUUCCCAUGGCAUGACACAGCCACUGUGGCAGGACCCAGUUGUGUCCUGUGCAGGCUCCUCUGGCGGCAGAGUCCCUGAGGACCAGCCUGUUGCCGAGUGCGGAGGGCACUCCUCAGGAGAGGACGCCCAGGUAGCCUGGUGCAGGGCUUUGUUCCUUGUGUGGUGGUGGUGACCACACUGGGUGCUCCUGCUUCCUUUUCUGGGUUCCCCAGGCCCUGGGGUUCCACCGUGGUCCAGGUCUGCCAGAUAGCAUGAAGCGCUUUGUGUGAAUCACUGCAGCAGAACGUCCCUUAUGCUAGCCUUUGAAGUUGGGCAGUGGGACCCCAUCUUGUCCAUGGGAAAGGAGAUUUGGAAGGGCUAGUUGAUCUGCUGAAGGGCAUGGUGGUAGACGCUAGGUUCUGAAGUGGUUGCUUGCUUAUUUAUUUAUUUAUUUUCAGACAUGUCUCAUGUAACCCAGGCUGACAGUAAACUUGCUGUGUAGUCCAGGAUGACCUUGCCCCCGAGAGCUGGGGAUGACAAGGUUGCACCGCUACACCAGAUUUUCCAUAGUGUAGCUGGCAUCAGUGUGAGACAUCACCCAGGCCUACCUGGUGACUGAGGAAAAACUGCACAGGGGCUGCCUUAGCUCUGCUGCAGCUCUGCUCAUCAAGGGCACACGGCCUGGCGCCCAUCGGCCCCGUCCUCAUCAGGAUCCUCGGGGUCAGGUGGAGAUUAGUGGAGCCCUCUGAGCCAUUUUUGUGUUGUCCUCCUUGAGUGUGGCUGGCUGCUCCAGACAAGACCUGGCAGCCUGGGCAGGGCCGGGGGGGGGGGGGGGACCCAUUUUGCUAUAUGAGAAUCUUCCGGGACCUCCCCCAAGAACUUUGCAUGUACCAUGUGGUGUGUGGAGGUGACACGGAAUGAGGUGAGAAGUGGUCAUUCAUAGCUGAACCGUGGGAGAACUCAGGCCCAAACAGGGCUUCUUUUAUUUGUUUUGUUUUGUUUUCUAAUUAAAUUCAUCAGUUGAGAUGGAGUCACACUGUAUAGCCCUGGCUGUCUUGGAACUCUUUGUUGAACAGGGUGGCUCUAGUUUACAGAAGUGCACUGGGAUUAAAGGUGCUGAGCUCUAUUGUUGUUAUAAUCUCUUUUUUAAGACAGUUACGUACUGGAGCCCAGGCUGACGUGGGUUCACUGUGUAGCCUAGGUUGGCUUCAAACUUACAGCUUCCUGUUUCAGCCUCCCAAGUGCGGGGAUAAUAGGCAGGAGCUGCCAGGCCCAGCUGGGCCUCUGGUUAGGUCCUGGAGGAGCCUCUCAGAGAUAGGAAGUGAGGAGUCAGGCUAUCUCUGGCCAGUAGACCAAAGUUUCUAUAGAGAUGAGAUGAACAGGAAACAUGGGACCCGCAGGAGGGGCUGUGGGAACCCAAUGGUGUUUGGUGGUGGUAGUGCCCAGCAGGGGAGCUUUUCCUAAGAUGUCAAACAAUCUUAACAGUCUUAAACAAACAGGGAAACUGAGGUCCAUGGUGUGUGGUCAUUUGCACUAGCUUGGCCUUGUGUUCCACUGGGAGGCUGCACCCCUGGGCAGCUGAGGAAACACUUGUUACAGGUGUGUCUUGGAGCACCUAGCAGCGUGUGGGUUCUAAAGUCAUACGUGUAAACUGGCAUGUGUCCUAACAAGAGCUGCUUCCUUCUUAUCUUGUCAUGCAGGUCUGCAGGGAGGGCCCAGCCUUUACCACUGCCCAGAGAGCAUAGCAGUACCUCCCCCACACCAACUGUGGCCUUUUGUUUUCUGGGUGACACUAGCAUCAGGCGGUGUGAUGUGUCCGGGUGACUAAUCUCCUCCAGGCUGGGCAGCUGUCACAGCGGGGCCUGUAGUGCUGGGGGAAGCUGACACCCUAGUGGAGACCUGGCAGGCAAGGGCCCUGGCGGCAGCAGGCAGUGAGGCCUGCAGCUUCCAGAAAGUAGACCCAAACUCAAGUAGGCAUGGUCACAGGGCCCAGACUCUGGGCAUGCUCUCAACACUGAACCUCGUUCUUACCUCAGAGGGCGCAGUGGAGUCAGUGAGAUAAUAAAGGGCUUACCAAGGCCUGUCACAGUAGAUGCUGGGCGAGCAGGAUGGGCGCUAAUAUUGUGGGCCCUUUCUCUAGCCCAUCUCAUCCUGUCCCAGGGUCCAAGGGAACCUUGUAUUCUACCCAUCCCUGGGGACAGAUCCAGGGUUCCACAUCUACUCUGUACUGUCUGCCUGUGGGCUUUGUGUAUGCUACCCUUUUGUGGCUUAGUUUCCUCAGCAGGCACUGUGUGCGCGUGCGUGCGUGCGUGCGUGCGUGCGUGUACAUAGUGGACUCAGUCAGUAUUAGCUGGAUGUCCCUGUGUUUGGGAGGAAAGCAGCCCUUAGUGUCUGCUCUUUCAUUUCUGGAACUCACCUCCUGUGCAGUCUUAACGCUGCUUUCCCAGCACAGCUCACUGAUUGCGGGAGCUCCGUCCCUGGGCCCACUUCCUUCUCUGUUACACCCUGUACCGGCCUUGAAGCUACUUGCCCAAGACCCAUGACAAGGAUGGAUGGAGGAUUGGGGAGAUCAGGUGCUACAUAUAUCAGGAGGGACUGUGCUCCCAGACUGUCCUUCCCCUUGCCCAUUAAUGGUUAAGGGUACUUCGCCCCUGCUCUGGGCUUCAGCAGAAACUGUCUGUCACUCGUUCAUGUCUGUGACUUGUUCCAUGACUGUGUCUUGGGCUUCCAUGGCUGUUCUUUGGAGCUAUCACCCUCAGCUGACUGGGAGCUUCCUGCCAUCCUCAAGUAGAAGAGGUGUAAGCAGAGGAAGCUGAUCCCAGUGGCCUGGGAAGGAGGAAAGGUAGAAUAGGGAAGCAGGUGAAAGGAAGGGUCUCAGAGAGCUCACAUGGUCUGGUACACACCAGGGGUGGAGACCAAGGCCCCUGCUUUCCUGCAGGAGGCAGUCUGGGUCAUCUCAAGCUUAGAAUUAUUAGCCUGAGGCUUCAAGCCUGGGACAAUGGUGCAUUGGGUCCCUCGGCAGGAAGACUUAGAGGUUUUCAGGCAUCACACUUUGGGAUGUCCACACUCUGCUUUCUAGAAAAGGGAGACACCCACUCAGUACCAGGAAGUUCUUAGAGAUGUAUAUACAUGGCAUCCAGGAUUCAAAAGGCUCUUCUUUUAACCUAAGCCUCUUACUGCAUCUACCAAGUUAAGACAGAGCACUCUUUCCUGGGGAUGGAGAGGGUGCCUUUCUAACUCUCUGAAGCUUGGUUUCCCAAUGUCUGGACCCAAGGUUGACGCUGAGGAUACAGAUUUUCUCAGGACUGAGAUCCUUCGCAGAUAGCCUGAGUUUGUUGGUUUAUUCAUUCAUUCAUUUAGUUGUACUGUAUCCCAGGAGAGGAGCCCAACCUGUUCCAUGUUGGGGCAAAAGGAAGGUUAGAUGAGAGGGAAAGACUCCAGGGCCCUAUGGUCCAUGUAGGCAUGGUCUGGGUCCCAGAUUGCCUUUUGUUUUCAUUUCUGGCAAGGUAGAUGAAGACCCUUUGGGCUCAGGUCUCUGUUGGUUCUAGUGCCUGGGCAGGUAAAGCCCCAUCUCCCAAAAACUCCUGGGGUAGAAUUUAGGGAAUCCUAGCCAGGAACAGUGUCUGCUUUCCCGUAGCUGUAAGCCUGGGUUCCCUGCUCAUCUGAUACCUGCAAGCAUUUUAAUGGAGGCCAAACUGUCCUCAUGCCUAGCACCUAAGUGUCCCUUCUUUGCUCAUGGGGCACAGAUGGGCUUCAGCUUGGCUCAGCUCCUGACACUCCGAGUCUGUAUGCCCAACAGCCCCUGGUAUGGAGCCCUUCUUUAGGAGGCAUUUCCAGCAGAAGGCACCAGGUCCUGGACAGAGGCUGCAGCCGUCCAGUGGUAUGGGGCUGCCCACAGGCAAGGCUCGACGCCGCUCUCCUGCAGGGCAGGCCUCCUCCUCACUGGCCCAGAGGCGCCGCUCCAGUGCACAGCUCCAGGGCUGUUUCCCCAGUUGCGGGGUGGGCACCCAAAGUGCCAGCCGCAGGCGCUCCAGCACUGCACCCCCUGCCUGCAAUCCCCGCUUCAUGGUGGAUAUGGUGCCCAUCCUACAGCCUGCCACUGUUGGGGCCCAGCUUCUGGGUGCACCUGUGCUUUUGCCUGGGAUUGUGGGCAUGAAAGAGGAGGAAGGUGCCCAGGAGGGAGAUGAGACACCUGGGGCAUCAAGUGAUGCCAAACCGGGCUCCAGGACACCAAGGCCCUCUUCGCACCAGGGCACCUGGCCAUUGCUUCCCAUACCCCGGUGCCUGCGCAGGGCUUCCUCCCACCUGCUCCCUGCCGAUGUGGUGUAUGGCCAUACUCUUUGGGGCCUGCAUGGGCACUAUCGUCACCUCAGCCAAAGGUGGUCCUCAGGCCAACACCCUAGUGUUGGGGGCCGAAGCCAAAGAGCCUCGGGCACUGCAUCAGGCCUCAUGGUACCUGCCCGUGCGCGCCCACUGUCACGCAGACGCCAGGUAGCUCUAAGGCGGAAGUCAGCUGGACCCCAGCCCUGGAACACCCUGCUUAUGAAAGCCAUCACCAAGUCAGGCCUCCAGCACCUGGCACCCCCUCCUCCCACGCCUGGGGCCCCGUGUGGUGAAUCUGAGCGGCAGAUCCGGAGCACUGUGGACUGGAGUGAGUCAGCAGCGUAUGGGGAGCACAUCUGGUUUGAGACCAACGUGUCCGGUGACUUCUGCUAUGUCGGGGAGCAGUACUGCGUAGCUAGGAUGCUGCAGAAGUCAGUGCCCAGAAGAAAGUGUGCAGCCUGUAAGAUUGUGGUGCACACCCCAUGCAUUGAACAGCUGGAGAAGAUUAAUUUUCGCUGUAAGCCAUCCUUACGUGAAUCAGGCUCCAGAAAUGUCCGUGAGCCAACCUUCGUAAGACACCACUGGGUACACAGGCGACGCCAGGAUGGCAAGUGUCGGCAUUGUGGAAAGGGCUUCCAGCAGAAGUUUACCUUCCACAGCAAGGAGAUUGUGGCCAUCAGUUGCUCCUGGUGCAAGCAGGCGUACCACAGCAAGGUGUCCUGCUUCAUGCUGCAGCAGAUUGAGGAGCCCUGCUCCCUGGGGGUGCACGCAGCUGUGGUCAUCCCACCCACCUGGAUCCUACGGGCGAGGAGGCCCCAGAAUACCCUCAAGGCCAGCAAGAAGAAAAAGAGAGCAUCCUUCAAGAGGAGAUCUAGCAAGAAAGGACCCGAGGAAGGCCGCUGGAGACCCUUCAUCAUCAGGCCUACCCCAUCCCCCCUCAUGAAGCCCCUGCUGGUGUUUGUGAACCCUAAGAGUGGGGGCAACCAGGGCGCUAAGAUCAUCCAGUCUUUCCUGUGGUAUCUGAAUCCUCGACAAGUCUUUGACCUGAGCCAGGGGGGACCCAAGGAGGCGCUGGAAAUGUACCGCAAAGUGCAUAAUUUGAGGAUUCUGGCUUGCGGGGGUGAUGGCACGGUUGGCUGGAUUCUGUCCACCCUGGACCAGCUGCGCUUAAAGCCACCGCCCCCUGUGGCCAUCCUGCCCCUGGGUACCGGCAAUGACCUGGCCCGCACCCUCAACUGGGGUGGGGGUUACACAGAUGAGCCUGUGUCAAAGAUCCUUUCCCAUGUCGAGGAGGGGAAUGUGGUACAGCUGGACCGCUGGGACCUCCGCGCAGAGCCCAACCCUGAGGCAGGCCCUGAGGAGCGAGAUGAUGGAGCCACUGACCAGCUGCCCCUGGAUGUCUUCAACAACUACUUCAGUCUGGGCUUUGAUGCCCACGUCACCCUGGAAUUCCAUGAGUCCCGAGAAGCCAACCCAGAGAAGUUCAACAGCCGCUUUCGGAAUAAGAUGUUCUACGCUGGGACGGCUUUCUCUGACUUCCUGAUGGGCAGCUCCAAGGACUUAGCCAAGCAUAUCCGCGUGGUGUGUGAUGGAAUAGACCUAACCCCCAAGAUCCAGGACCUGAAACCCCAGUGCAUCGUUUUUCUGAACAUCCCCAGGUACUGUGCAGGCACCAUGCCCUGGGGCCACCCUGGGGAGCACCAUGACUUCGAGCCCCAGAGGCAUGAUGAUGGCUACCUCGAGGUCAUCGGCUUCACCAUGACAUCCCUCGCAGCACUGCAGGUGGGUGGGCACGGAGAGCGGCUGACCCAGUGCCGAGAAGUGCUGCUCACCACGGCCAAGGCCAUCCCUGUGCAGGUGGACGGUGAGCCCUGCAAGCUUGCGGCAUCACGUAUUCGAAUCGCCCUGCGCAACCAGGCCACCAUGGUGCAGAAGGCCAAGCGCCGGAGUGCUGCCCCACUGCACAGCGAUCAGCAGCCAGUCCCCGAGCAGCUGCGGAUCCAGGUGAGCAGGGUCAGCAUGCACGACUAUGAGGCUCUGCACUAUGACAAGGAGCAGCUCAAGGAGGCCUCUGUGCCUCUGGGCACUGUGGUGGUCCCUGGGGACAGCGACCUGGAGCUCUGCCGUGCCCACAUUGAGAGACUCCAGCAGGAGCCCGAUGGCGCUGGAGCCAAGUCCCCGACAUGCCACCAACUAUCCUCUAAGUGGUGUUUCUUGGAUGCUACCACUGCCAGCCGCUUCUACAGGAUCGACAGGGCGCAGGAGCACCUCAACUAUGUGACGGAGAUUGCCCAGGAUGAGAUUUAUAUCCUAGACCCUGAGCUGCUGGGGGCAUCAGCACGGCCUGACCUCCCCACCCCUACCUCCCCGCUCCCUGCCUCCCCCUGCUCCCCCAUACCCCGGUCACUGCAGGGGGAUGCUGCACCACCUCAAGGUGAAGAGCUGAUUGAAGCUGCCAAGAGGAAUGACUUCUGCAAGCUCCAGGAGCUACACCGAGCAGGAGGUGACCUCAUGCACCGGGACCAGCAGAGCCGCACACUCUUGCACCACGCAGUCAGCACUGGCAGUAAGGAAGUGGUCCGCUAUCUGCUGGACCAUGCACCGCCGGAGAUCCUUGAUGCUGUGGAGGAGAAUGGGGAGACCUGUCUCCACCAGGCAGCUGCCCUGGGCCAGCGCACCAUCUGCCACUACAUCGUGGAAGCUGGGGCCUCCCUCAUGAAGACAGACCAGCAGGGCGACACGCCCCGGCAGCGAGCUGAGAAGGCGCAGGACACAGAGCUGGCUGCCUACCUGGAGAACAGACAGCACUACCAGAUGAUCCAGCGUGAGGACCAGGAGACGGCUGUGUAGUGGAGGACACUACAGAGGACCACAGCGUCCUUUGCCCACCUCACUGCCACAUUCCUGUCGGGUGGCCAUGGGGGGACCCUGCCCCAGGGAAGGAGCCCCGUGCCACCCCUGAGAAGCCACUCAGAUCUAGGGCUGGACUCUGAGGAGCUGGACUCUCGCCUGUCCCUGUGUUCAUGGGGAACAGAAGAUGGGCUGGCGGAUCCCUUCGGACAGCCUUCCCCACACCAUGGCAGAUGGAAGGCAGGACAGAAAGCACCGACAGGAAGGCCUGCUCACAGCAGGCCGUUUGCUAGCCGCCUGGCCCUUUGGACUGUCAAGAGGCUUCGGGGUGCCUAGCCCUGCGCUCUGACCCAUCCACCCACCAGGGCCUCCCAGAAACUGAAGAGCCUGCUGUAUUCACCUGCCCGAGGCCCUGCUUGGCACCUACCCUGGUGAUCCUCAUGUACCCAGUCAUUUCAUUUCAGACUGUAUGGCCUGGGGUGGGGGGUGGGGCUCCCCCGGUGACUUGUUUACAGCUGGGUGUGACUCAGUAAAGUGAAUUUUUUUUUC